Sycon ciliatum is the source of this 4051-nucleotide messenger RNA. RefSeq lists its product as uncharacterized. Gene Ontology annotation, biological process: signal transduction. Lineage: Eukaryota; Metazoa; Porifera; Calcarea; Leucosolenida; Sycettidae. Gene Ontology annotation, molecular function: protein binding. The transcript is spliced from 19 exons. The record is from RefSeq and is a predicted model, not a curated record. Bases 331 to 3246 code for a protein of 971 amino acids.
AAGCCCUCACCUGCACCCUAGCCGCUAGAAACACUGCUGUCAGUCACGGAGGCACAGCAGCUACCGUCUGUUCUCCGCACCUAGCGAGUACGAUACGAAUAUCGCGUGUGCCAUGUGUACAGGAUAUUCAUCUGCUUGUGUUCAUUUCCCUCCACAACUCUAGUUUCCGCGAGGAAUCUACGCGCUUUCAGGAAUCGCAAUCAGUUUCUUCUGAGCGUGUGUUGAGUGCGUUUGUCCUGUUUUUGCCGGUGUGUAAGCUAGAGUACUGGGUAGCAGUGAGGGAGUGCAGGGUUGGACGAUCACAGGCGUACCAAUAGCCGUGUGGCAGAGAUGAGCGCCACGGCCGGUAGGAGAACCUUGGAUUUGCUGAGCUGGCUGCAAUCUCUUGACCUCGAGCAGUAUGUCGGUCGAUUCCAAACGAUUGGGCUCUUUGAGCCACGCCAAUGCCUAUCCCUGACUGAGAUUGGUUUGACACACGACUUGGACAUCCAUGAUCGGAGUCACCGGGAAACAAUCCUUGCUGCCGUCCAGCGUCUGGCCAAGGAGCUUUGUAGUGACAACCUGAGUGACGACUCUUGGCCAGAGUCUGAGCAAUCCUCGGGCAGGAACAGCGUUGUUUUCGGGACGAAUCACGCCGGAUCACUGGUGUCUUCCCACGACCCAAGCCAUCCUCCUGGUUUGGAAGUCGAUUUGAACUUGCCACCACCCCCUCCCGACCUGAUCGCCCCACCACCGCCACAGCAGGACCCAACGUCUUGGGACACGAACAUGCCUCUGCCACCACCGCCACCGCCAUCCAUUAUCAACGGGAGCAGCGCAACGAACAACAAUGUGUCUGCAUUCAGGGACACCAGCAACCAGCCCGUGACAUCGUAUAGUCCCACUAGUAUGCAGAGAAUGUACAAGCAACCUUCCUUGGUCAAUGUCCAGCAAGAUGAGUUUGAUUUGGACAUGCUGCUUGCCGAUCUUGUGGAGAUUGAGCAGAGCUCCAUCAUGCCAAACCUGCCCAUGACGCAACGGAAGAGUCCAGUAUCGCGUCCGGUCUCAUCUCUGUCCACACAGUCCUCGUCCAGUAGUCUCAAUGUCAAGCCGCCUGUCGUAACGAUACGGAGCACAGCAACGCGCUCGGAUUCGCAGAGCUCACCAGGUCCACUGUCCAAACCAGCAGCGGUAUCGCCUGCUGCCAACACUACUGUCGAUGAUGAUGACUUCUCAAAGAUCCUUGCUGACCUGGAGUCAUUGUCUUCCUCAACAGACAUGAUACAGUCUAGUUCUGAAAAGAAACCGGCUGUAACCGAAAACCAACACAGCUAUGGUAAGAGCAACGGAGCUCCUGCUUCUCACGCACACUCGGCCUCGCCAGCUAUGCUGCGGCAGCCCUCAGAGCUUGACUUGACGCAGCAGAUCAACAUCCUGUCAGGUGGUCUUGGAGCACCUGUGACGACUAGUGAUAUGAGUCACCAUAUGACUUCUCCGACCAGUUCGUCAUCAUUGUCGUCUCCAUCCUACAAUGGCUCUCACUUCAGUGCUUCAUCCACGUCAAGGCCUAGCUCGAUGGCAUCGUCUGAACCGUUCACCCCGUCAUCGUCUGCAACAUCCACCUUGUCCACGCCGCGCCAUACGUCCGCCGUGUCGCCACAUCCCUCAAUCAGCUCCGCUUCAUCGUCCUCGGAGUUGGACGAGUUAAAUCAACUCAGUGCGCACCUGACGCGAGAACUCAACUCUGACAACGUAUCCACCACGACGUCAGAGGAUCAACAGUCCACGUCUGUCCGCACUGUGCCUAACGACAGUCUCGUGCGGCUGCCAAAUAGCAAGUCACUGGUUCGAGUGAACGAGGAGUUAGCACACUUGGAGAAGGACUUGGCUGCCGAUGGCACCCUCUCCCGGACGGAGAGGGACAGUCGUCUGAAGCAGGCUAAGAUGCAAGUGGCCAUGGACAAACUGAAAGAAGCCAACAAGAAGAAGCUGGUACUGAAAGCAUACAAUGAUGACGGGAGUUCCAAAAUGAUCGUGAUCGACGAGAUGAUGACAGCGUACGAAGUGACGCAGAGGCUGAUUCGGAAAAACAGAGUCAAGGCAUCUACUAACUACGUUCUGAUAGAGCAGCUGGCCGAGCAUUAUAUCGAACGUCGUAUUGAGGAUCAUGAGGUGAUGGUGCCCAUCUUAGAAUGCUGGGGUGUCAACAGUCCCAACACCAUUCAAUUCACUGAGAAGCCAGACAAGUACAUGCUCUUCAAGCGACCGCAGCUGUUCAUGCCUCCAGGCCAUGACUAUGCGCCUGGCAAGAAGUCGACAGUCUCAGAACCGAAAAAGAGAGAUCUGAUCUUGAAGGAUCUCUUUGUAGCACAAGCGUUGCCCGACCUCGAAGGAAACCUCAUGGUGAAGGAAGGUCGUAAAGGCCCAUGGAAGCGCCACUUCUUCGUGUUCCGCAAGUCCGGCCUCUACUUCUCACCGAAAGGAAAGACGGUGGCCACUAAAGAUCUACAGCGUUUCACCGACCUGAAGGACAUGGUUCUUUACACGGGCGAUGCGUACCGCAAGAAGUACAAGGCGCCUACGGACAUGUGCUUCACACUGAAGCGGUUCUUAUCUUCUGACAGCCGCAAGAUGCUGCACUUCUGUGCAGAGACCAUGCAGGAUCUGAAUGCCUGGUCAAUGAUGAUCAAGUUAGCACAGCAUGGCAGCACUCUUCAGGAAAACUACGACCGCACAAACCGUGACCUGCCUUGGAUUGCAACAGAGACCGAGGAGGAGAUUGAUGGCCUGGUGCGAAUGCAGCGUGAAGAGCAGUUGGAGGCAGCGCAACGUCAGCGAAGCGCGUCCAUUGGAAAUCGCCUGCGUCACGGCACAAGUGCGAACAACACGCUGAGAAAGAAUGAGAAGGGUCCACGGACAACACGGUCGGCAACUGUUGCCGCAGCGGAGUUCACGCUACGCGCACGAGGAGGUUCAUUUCGGGCCGACUCCAGACCCAACUCUUCCUUCUCUCGCAGCAUUGCAAAUCCCGAUGAUGACGAGGACAUUGAGGAUUCUAACGAUACAACGAUGACGCCAUUCCAGCAAAUGUUCGGAUCGGCGUGGAAGGAGGCACCGGAAAAGCCUGCGGUAGAUGCAAGCGGAGGGCGCAAGAUCGAGCUGAUGGAGCCGGACUUCAACACAGCUGAUGACUUCUCUCCAACGCCGAUGGCCACAUCACCAUUCCUGGCUUCCGAGGAUGGCAUGUACAACCUUCGACUAACCUGAGCUCCCGCUUGCGCCGUUACUUAUUUCAUCUCUUCAAUGUAACAGACUCUCCGAACUUGACCACCUACUCUCCAUCUGGCAGCCAGAGCUGUUCCAUGUCUGUCAUCCUGGUGGCUGAUUACGACUGUGGAUUGCUCAGCAUCCACUUGUCUCACUUGAAUUUAGCAAGCAGCUCCGACAAGCGCUAAUUUACAAAUCCUCGUAGAUCGCAGCAGGAGUGUAGCUGGCUAUGCAGACUGUUCUGAUUCGGGUAGCACCAACACAACGAGUACACGUACAGCCCAUGAACAAACUGUACCCUUUUUUUGCAGUUUCCGGCACUUGAUCCUCCAUUCACAGCUUGACCGACAGCAGGCCAAUUGCAUUGUGCGUGUGUGAGUGUGUGUGUGUGUCACAAUUGCGCAGCAAUUAACGUUUGAUAUGGCUUUAAAUUUGGUGACGUAGUGGCACCGUUUGCCAGUUUCCCAAAUGGAUUGUUCUGCCUUUUUGACAAAGAUAUAUUCUAUUUUUGGCUCCUGCUCUAUCUAUUGGUAAUGCAUGUUUAUUACUUUGUUUGGCUGCUUUCUUUACUUAAAAUUGUGUGCCACAGUUCCCUAAGCUAUAUUGAGCACUGUGUGUCAUGGUGGAUGCUUUUGUAACUUUUCUCCAGGAAUAUAAGUUAUAAUUUAUAGAGUUGACUCCACAUGGAUUUCUUUUCCCCAUACUUGGUUGACAACAUGCAAGUUUAUUUUCUUGAUUCCAACACCAUAGUCGAUCGCCACUCCAAACAGGAAAACGUAAUGCCUGCAACAACAGGAAAACACUA